UGGCGACACAUCCAACACAGUUUUGUGGAGGUCAGUGUUUACUGCUCUUGAAAUGCUUCGGUUAUAUGUAAUGUAACGUUUUGUUUAACCUAAGUCCAAACGCAACUUCUUUUUUUGGCAACCGAGCCUAUAAGACUGCUUUGAGCUUCUAAAGAAUCCCCAAGAAAUGAGAGAAAUUUUGUGUGCACUGUGUGGUUUUAUGUACUAGAGAUAUCAGGUUGCUAUCUUCGUUUCUAUCAACAGAUUGUCAUGCUCCCCUUUAAUAAUAACUGGUGCAGUGUUGCAGCUUAAGUUUUAGGUUAAUGAGAAGAAAGCAACACAAGCAUACUGCACCCAAGUUGAAGCUAGAAAAACUUAUAGAAGAGUAGCUUCAACGUACAAGAAACCUGAACCUGAACUCUUCAAAUCCCAUGGCGGUGCUCAGAUCAUUUGUUGCUUGCAAAGGCUUGGUGCUGUACACCCCAGUGAUUGCUCGGCGUCAACGGAACACGCCGAUAUCUGCAUCGGUUCAUCGCCGGCAAGUCCUUACCGGCUUAAGGAUGAACUCAUCGGGCAUCAACAACGUUUUUCCGGUCAGAGGAGCAGCACAAAUCUCUGCAGUUGGUUCUGGUCCUCCAGCACCGUCAGGAGGAAAUCUCCCAAUACCCAGCAUGCCUUCAUGGGCCAAAUGGGUGGUUGGUGCCAUCAUUGUUGCCAUACCCAUCUACAGAAAGAUAAGAACAUUGGAAGACACCGUCGAGAAGACGGCCGAGGUAGCAAUCGAGGUGGUCGACACGGUGGCGGAGGCAACUGAGAAGGUCGCCGGCGAGCUUGCCGACGCGUUCCCCGGCAACGAAAAUCUCAAGGAGGCUGCCUCCAUGAUUAAGACCGUAGCCGAUGUGAUAGAGGGUGACGCCGAGAAAGCCGAGGCCAUAAUCCAGAAGGUUGAUGAGAUAAAGAAAGAGGUAGACGGAAUAGUGGAUCCCAUCAUUGACAAGAUAGAGAAGGAACAGUAGAGGAGCCCUGCUGCCAGGACGAGGAAGAACGCACACAGAAACUAAACAUGAUACUCCUACGAUUCAAUUCAAAUAUACCAGCAAAGAAAAAAUAUAUUCCUAUAAUUCAUUACUUUUCCAAUUUGGUAGCACCAGGACAAAGUAGAAAUGCUUGUCUGAUGCCAUGGCGUUGGCUUAUAAAACCAUCGAUUGAUUGAUGUAUAUGCCUGCACUGCAGGCGUGUGUUUGUACAGUUUUAGUAGGGCGGAGCCACAAGAAGAUAAAUGGAGUACACAUCAUACUCUGGUGGUCGACAAAAUAUUUUCAGUGCCGCUGCGUGCCGGCGUGCCGCUUGCAGCCAUAAAGGUCAUCGCAUGCGCCAUGCACGGGAGACCAAUAGACCAUGGAUCCAUGGCUCGAAACUGGAACUGGAAGCUAGGUUACGUGCUUUAUGGUACUACGAAGGAGCAAUUGAAAUGCUCACGAGCUCAGUCCCAUGCUAGAGUUUAUAGUUGCAAUUACCCACCACGACUGACUAUACAUAUCAUGACAGAUUUCUCGCCCUAAAUCACACGAAUUCUAGAUGGCUAUAAGCCUAUGAGUGUUUUA
This is a messenger RNA of Oryza brachyantha (malo sina), 1583 nucleotides long. RefSeq names its product FK506-binding protein 2-like. Bases 411 to 995 code for a protein of 194 amino acids. The record is from RefSeq and is a predicted model, not a curated record. Lineage: Eukaryota; Viridiplantae; Streptophyta; Magnoliopsida; Poales; Poaceae. The transcript is spliced from 5 exons.